AUGAUCGUCAUGGAGCUGAGGGUACAUCGCAGCCCAAUUCGAGUGCGCAACAAACCUUUCGAAGAGAAGAGACGAGCGGAGGAGGCCAAACUUUGGCAGACCGAGGACGAGAGAUAUCGAGCGGUGCGGAGUGCGAAUGGAUAAAGAAAAGAGGAAUGGAAGUGAUGAUAUGGAUAAAGAGGAGCAGGAGAAUGUUCCUAAUCAUUCGGAGGACUUAGAACUAGAGAUAACGACGAAUUAUUUGAAUGGACAAGAAGAAGAAGAAUGUAGCUCUGACCAAGUGCAUCCAGAAACAAAAGUGGAGAGAUAUAACGAGAGUGCUCCUCAUCCGAAUGACUUCUUGAAAAAAAAUUCAGUAGUGGAUUCCUAUUUGUGCAAUUAGCUCUCUUGGCCCUCAAAGCAAUACCCGUUUGUUUUUAGGUCGUUUUUCCAGAUGUUCGACUGCUGUUAUCCAUCUGUUUCUCAAUUUGGCGUCCAUAUCAUCCAUUCCUAUUUACGGACGAUGAAAACAGCCAAAAAACAUUUUCAACUCCGUGCUUGGUGCUUUGGAAAGUAUUGGCUUUUUUCCACAAUAGUAAGAUCUUUUUUCUCAUCUUAUUGAAAUUAUUUCAAUUUUUCCAGCGCUCAAGUUUCUGAUCAUUUUUCUGGUCGUCUGUGAUAUAUUCCACGGUGCCGAUGACUACGCCGAGGUCAACAACAUCACCACUCCGAUUCCGGCUCCGGCAAGCCGCCAGAAAGUCUGUCCGAUUAGGAAGUGA
Caenorhabditis sp. 36 PRJEB53466 is the source of this 758-nucleotide messenger RNA. The record is from the annotation of a GenBank genome assembly. Lineage: Eukaryota; Metazoa; Nematoda; Chromadorea; Rhabditida; Rhabditidae.